UAGCACACCACGCCUCAUCAUUCUCAAAGAGGUGUUUAUAGAAGACACAGACAUCUCUGAUCAGCCAGACGGCUUCUUUUCAGUCCUACAUUGCACCACCAAAACCCCAGAGAAGUAUGGACAAAGAGAGGAAUAUGGGGAUAUUCUGUCUGCUUCUGGCAGCUAUUUGCAGCCCUGUGUUAAGUGAGGAGUGGAGGGCCACUGUUGUGAAAAGACUUGACGCCUUGGUUACAUCCUGUGUUGUCGUGCCUUGUUCAUUCAGCCAUCCUAAAGAAAAACUGCCCACCUCCAGACUUAGAGGGCUCUGGCAUCGGAAAUCUAAAUGGAAUGAAUUAAUCUUUGCCAGUGAUCAGACGACGGUCUUAGACAGCUUUAAGGGCCGCACAAAAAUGUUGGGAGAUUUGGGUCAAGACAACUGCACCUUAGAAAUCACUGAUGUUAAAAAUCAUGACAAUGGUGCUUUCUGUUUCCGGAUUGAACUAGCCCGAACAGAGACUGAUAAAGCCACUAAAGACAAGUUCUCCUUUGUUGAGGAUUGUGUGGAGUUGGAUAUGCUCUCUGAACCUGCAAAGCCUUCGCUGGUUCACUCACCGACAGCCACUGCAGGACGUCCCUAUGUUGUGACAUGUACAGUCACCCACACCUGUCCCUCCCAUGUACCUAAAUUCACAUGGAGUAGGAGCAACACAGAUAGACCCACUGAGGUCCACAGAUUAAUUCAUAAUGGCCUUUGGGAGGCACAGUCCAUCCUGACGUUCAUUCUUCAGGAGAAGGAUGAUCACAGUGAGCUCACCUGCACAGCUGUGUUUAAUGGACAGAAGACAACCUCUGCAACACUGAAACUCUUUUUAAAACGUACAGAAAACUAUAACCACAUCAUCAUUCCCACUGUAGUGGCACUUUGUACUGCUGUGAUCUUUGGAGUCCUCUGCAUUUUCAUGGUGAAAAAAUACAAGAGACGCAUCGCAGAGCUCCAAAGUCAGGACGGCAGCAUGUGGAACCGUCUGUCCAGGCUGUCUCGCAGAAUUCGUCCUCCUUCUGGCCCAGGACCAUCUCGUUCAGAUCAAAGAAGAUCUAUUUGGAGCAGAUUUUCUAGGAGGCCUAAGGGGGGCAUGGCGGAUUUUGGUCAUAAUUCCAAUAAUGUAAAUUCACGAUCCUGCCCCGACCAGAAAAUCUCCAAGCCUCGUUUCCCGUCUCCCAAAAGCCAACCAAAAUCCUGCAAUUACAAAGAGGACCUUGAUGACUGUGAUGAUUACAUUAACACUGCAGACCUCAACAUCUAUGGCAACGUCUGAAAAAAGAAAAUCCAUUUCCAGGCACAGUUUGUUAUAAAUGCAAGCAACAAAUCUUGAUAACAAUCAUUUGUAUUACGCGCAUCUGAUGAUUCCAGUUUUGCUAUGCAUGACCGCUGGAUUUAAUCUCUUCUGUCAAGCAAGACACAUUUAAAUAAUCAGAUCACAUUCUUUAGGGAAAAUAAAAUGCACAUUUUAUAUUAUUCAUAAACUAUAUGUUUGAAUGUCAUUAUAAUUAAUUCUGCAUAGCUGUAGGUAUUCACCAUUGUUCUGUCAGUGGGUAUUUGUUUAGGCACAGUGUCUACAUUGCUGAGCCUGAAACAUGCUUUAGAGAGAUCAGUGGAUACCAAAGGCAGUGAAUAAAGAAAACAAGGAGGGGUGGGAAGUCAAAAGGGACACCACUCUGGUAUUUGUCUGUUAAACAUAAGACCACAGCCAGAAACUUAGCUUAGCUUAGCAUAAAACCUGGAAACAGAGGCAACAGCUAACUCUCUGCUACCUCUGUUGCCAUAUUUACCUUAUAUCUUUAUCUUUAUAUCUCUCUCCAGCAUAUAUUCCAUAUAUCCCAUAUAUAACCCAUAUAUAGCAUAUAUCCCAAAAUGUCAAAUGUUUUCUUUUUGGAAUUUAAAUACAUACGCACAUAUCUAGACAUAUCUAGCUCUCAUAUGUGGUGCUGGUUAGAUUUUUCACCUCCAGUAGCAAAAAUACAGAUCUGGGAUUCACAUUUUGCUCAUACAGAGAGAAACUAUAUGGUUCAUGGGAAAAGCUGUAUGGAUGAAAAACCAAAGUGUAUACAUGAUUCACUGCUAAUGACAUCUACAUACUCAUCAGGGAAAAUUAUUUUUCAGCAUCUCAAUUUGAGGAGGUCAGGAGGAGGUUUCUUAAAAUAAGUUUAGGGAUUUAUGUUAAAGGUGGUAAAACUUUUUGUUAACAUUCACCUCUGUGGGUAAGUCAUCCUGAUCUUUAAGAAAAAGUUUACAACAAAAUCUUUUCAUUUUCUAACAUUUGUUUAUCAAAAAAGAUUUUGUCUAUUGUGAUGUGGCUUUUUAAAUCGUAAUUGAAUUGAAUUGAAUCUGAAACAGUUUAGACAUUAUUAAAGCACAGAUAACAGCAGAAGAGUUUUCUUCAAAACAAGUAGAAUUAUCUCCAUUGACAAAGUUGCUUUCUACCAGGGAUGUGUUUCAUUUUCAUGUAUGGUAUUUCUGUGAUGUAUUAUGUAUAUGUAAUCUUCAUGUAUUCUAUGUAUUAUUUGUUUCCAACUCUCAGUACAUUGGACAUUAGAUUUCUCUGUUUACUUAAAAAAAAUAAAAUACGUAAAAGA
Molecule: messenger RNA, 2613 nt
Organism: Toxotes jaculatrix (banded archerfish)
Lineage: Eukaryota; Metazoa; Chordata; Actinopteri; Toxotidae
Exons: 13
Coding region: 117-1295 (392 amino acids)
Source: RefSeq, a predicted model, not a curated record